This is a messenger RNA of Diversispora eburnea, 432 nucleotides long. Lineage: Eukaryota; Fungi; Glomeromycota; Glomeromycetes; Diversisporales; Diversisporaceae. The record is from the annotation of a GenBank genome assembly.
AUGACUUCAGCGCUAAAGAAACAACAAAAAAGUAUCUCUGAUUUAUCUGAAAUUGUAAAAUACCUUGCCUAUGAUAUUCGUGAAGUUCGGGAUGGGACUGCAAGAAGUAGUAACGUGAGGUCUAAUACAUCCAAAUCACCCCAAAAUUACACUAGUACUAUUUUCGAACUCUGGGAAGACAUUGAUGCCCUGUUCAAAGAAAAGAAAACUCACGAAAAGCAGUCCAUGGCAAGGCUGUAUCCAAAGGUGACUGAGAAAAUCUGGGACCUUGUCAUCAAACAUAAGAAGGGGAUAGCAAUCAGUGACACCACCGUUAGAAAUUUUCAUAAAAAAAUAACUAAAAAUCUGAAAGAAGAUACACUGGAUUCAUUAAAAUUAUGGGUAUCCAAGCAGAAGGGUGAAAUAGAUAGUGAACCUAAAAGCUGGUCUUGA